GGCGCGGGGCCGAACGUCCGGACGUCCUCGAGCCGGGCCGUACGGCGCCUGCGCGCUGCGUUGCCGGCCGGCUGUGGGGCGGGGCCCGUGUACCCCGUUUCUCGUUGUUCCCUAGCGCCGCGCGAACGUUGAGCAGGCUGCCAGCACCAUGAAGAUCUGGACUUCGGAGCACGUAUUUGACCACCCUUGGGAAACUGUCACAACAGCUGCGAUGCAGAAAUAUCCAAACCCGAUGAACCCCAGUGUGGUUGGAGUUGACGUGCUGGACAGACAUAUGGAUCCCUCUGGAAAGCUGCACAGCCACAGACUUCUCAGCACAGAGUGGGGACUGCCUUCCAUUGUGAAGUCUAUUAUUGGUGCAGCAAGAACCAAAACAUAUGUUCAAGAACAUUCUGUAGUUGAUCCUGUAGAGAAAACAAUGGAACUUAAAUCUACUAAUAUUUCAUUUACAAAUAUGGUUUCAGUAGAUGAGAGACUUAUAUACAAACCACAUCCUCAAGACCCAGAAAAAACUGUUUUGACUCAGGAAGCCAUAAUCACGGUGAAAGGGGUCAGCCUCAGCAGUUACCUUGAAGGACUGAUGGCAAGCACAAUAUCUUCCAAUGCUAAUAAAGGCCGAGAAGCAAUGGAGUGGGUAAUACAUAAAUUAAACGCUGAGAUUGAAGAAUUGGCAGCUUCAGCAAGAGGAAGCAUAAGGACACCAAUGGCUGCGGCCGCAUUUGUAGAGAAAUGAUAAAGAAAGUUGGUUUACAGCACCGGGUCCCCCAGGUCUCUCCAAGCUGACAGUAUAUUUAUUUGUUAUUUAAAAAACAGCUAUAUUUUAGGUAGAAUGUUUUUUGAUAAGCUGGAAUGAGACUGUGAUUUUCAUCAAAACAGAGAUACAAGGGUUCUAAAUCACAGGGAUCAUCUGAUGUUAGUAUGACUUGAAAUGACUACUUGUUAGGGUUCUAGUAUUUGUGAAAAUGUAACCAUUUUUUAGAAAGUACUUGGAAAAAAUUGGUAUGGACAGUGAGUCUUCUUAAGGUAGUGUUAAAGCUUUUCGGGCAUUGGGACUUCACCCGGCUGUGGACCAACCCCAGAACAAAGCAGAGCCGCCCCUUAUGUGUACACAGCUGCUCUGCUGCUGCUGCAAACUAGAACUAUGUGAGGAACUCCCUUUAAAAGAAGAAACUAUAGUUGUAAAAAGACAUUAAUUUGUAUAAAAUAACUCGCUCUGCUAAAAACCAGUGUUUUGAUUUGGUACUUAAAUGGUAUUUUUGGAGUGAAAAUUAUCACUGAAGUAAUAUGCAACUCCAACAGAAAUAAUAUUUUAUUGUAUUAAAGAGUACUGUAUUGGUUUGCCAAAAGUUUUGUAACUUAGGAAAGGGAUUACUUUCCUUGGGUUUGUACUUCAUGACAGCACACUGUACCAUGGGCAGGUUAUGCUAACUAAAAAAAUAAAGUCAUUACCUGAUUUUCGCAGCACUCUUAAACUGAACACUUAACACUUAAACAGAAGAACAGCUGUUCACAUCUUUUAGCAUUUCACAUUUACUUAACUUACAAAUUGCCAUGUGUCGGAAUCAUGGUUUUGUAAUUCCUAAGGCAUGAUAUGUCAGGUUAUUGGAAUAUAAUUACUUUUUGAGGUAAUUAUGACCACAAAACAUCUUUUUACCAUGAGGAGCUGUAUGUCCUUUGAAAUUACUCGAAUGAUGUCUGGACCUGAAGCAUAAAUCUCAAUGUUUUUAAUAGUAUGGUGGCACGGUGGGGGUGAUGGGGGAGCAAAGUGUGGAAUGGGGAAGUGGAACCAUCUAUACAUCGUCAACUGCACUGAAGGCUUUAUUCAUCAGAAAUCCUUAUUUUGGAUAACAGUGGCUGCAAGUGGAAAACAAUCCAGAAAAUGUAUUUUGUUUAGUAUUUUGUACCGGGCAGUUAACCACUAAAUGAUAUCUUUGGGGUACUUGGAAGUAUUGUAUACUGUUUUUGUUAGAAGGUGAUUAGCUUUUGCCUUUAGUUUACAGAGCUGAAUAUGAUCAACUUUUAGUUGGGUUUCCUCUGAAGAGACCAGUUAAUACAUAUAAACCACAGAAGCAGUACCAAACUUUUAAAAUUAGUGUUUUUCUACUUAAAAUAUUAUGUGGCUUAUGAAUUCUUAGGACAUUUGUAAAUUAUGUUAAGUUCUGAUAAAGUUUGUUAUUUUUUUGUAACCAAAAAUGGUUUUUACAACUAAAAUAUUAUUUCAGCUAAAAACAAAGUGCUAAGUACAUAUUAAUAUUUGACAGAUUUGUAUAAUUUGUGUAAAUUAUACUUGUUCUAAAAAAAGGUAUAAUGCCUAUCGAUAAAUUAUUUCUAAGCCAACCUUUGUCAUAUCUUUCAUUGGAUUUUUUUUACUCUGAUCUGAUGAUAAAACAUCUGUAAAUUUUCAUUUUGCAAUGUAGUUAGCUACAUCUAUCUGAAUACUUGAUUCACGGCUUCCAUUAAAACAGGUUCACAGCAAGUUCAUUGGAAAGGACUGAACUGGAAUAAAGUGUUGAAUUACAGCUGUUAAGCAUCUUAUCCUAUUUAAUAUUAAGGCGAACUUAAAGAAUUGAAACGGCUUUUGUUAAUAAAGACUUCUGUUAACCAUG
Heterocephalus glaber (naked mole-rat) is the source of this 2606-nucleotide messenger RNA. RefSeq names its product PRELI domain containing 3B (gene Prelid3b). Gene Ontology annotation, cellular component: mitochondrial intermembrane space. Lineage: Eukaryota; Metazoa; Chordata; Mammalia; Rodentia; Bathyergidae. The record is from RefSeq and is a predicted model, not a curated record.